This is a messenger RNA of Seriola dumerili (greater amberjack), 5627 nucleotides long. Its product is annotated as ER degradation-enhancing alpha-mannosidase-like protein 3. Gene Ontology annotation, biological process: mannose trimming involved in glycoprotein ERAD pathway; endoplasmic reticulum mannose trimming; carbohydrate metabolic process. Gene Ontology annotation, molecular function: mannosyl-oligosaccharide 1,2-alpha-mannosidase activity; calcium ion binding. Lineage: Eukaryota; Metazoa; Chordata; Actinopteri; Carangiformes; Carangidae. The record is from RefSeq and is a predicted model, not a curated record. Gene Ontology annotation, cellular component: membrane; endoplasmic reticulum. The transcript has 20 exons. Bases 1011 to 3590 code for a protein of 859 amino acids.
UAACAACCCGACGCCAGUUACAUUAACCUAACUGUUACAAAACCCUAAACCACUUGAAGGGUUGAACUUGUUACAGACGAAUCUUCUUGUUAGCGUACGUGGAGGUGAGGUUUGCCUAAGAACCUACAUCAGGGCAAAAAUUUCACGAAGUAGCAGCACAACCGGUCGGGUGGCGAAAAAUCCUGCCUGUACUUUGACAGCUCGGUACUCGACGUCUGUCAUAGAGUACUGUAUGGUCGUGAUACUUGAGGACGUGUCAUCGACCAUUUAACUGUAUGACAGUCACUUUACACGGCAAGUGAAUCGUUUGUUUUCAGAUGAAGGUGUUAAGCUAACUUUAUCUAGCUAACACUUUAUAUGUAGGUAAGCUUGUAGCUAACUGGCGCUGCUAAAGACUGACAUUGUGCUAGCAACUUGUUAGCUGGCUAGCGGCGACAGGGAUACUCGCAGCACUGUGAUGGCCAGCGAGGGUUAGCCGCACUCUGCCAUCAAUUUGGUAACUACAUUUUUAUUUUCUUUAUAUCUCUUUCCGUUUCUAGAUUUAAAAAGUGUUCUGUUAGCAUUUUUGGGGUUAGCCGGUGCUUAUUUUUAUUUACAGGAUAACGUUGACAGAUAUUCUUCAUCGAGGCUAAGUUGUAGCUUGCUGCCUCUGUUGUUUACAUGUGUAUACAUGGAUAGCGGUCAGCUGGAGUGCUCUUUGUGUGGCAUGCGGUGGUCGUAACAAGACUGGAUCGACUACAGAACAACCCAAGUAGAGAUAUGGGAAUGGAGCUGGGAGGUAGCUAACGUCUGUCGACGUUAGCCAGAACUGUACAGCCGACUCUCCGUUGAAAAUGAGGAAUAGUGGGGUUCUAAAGGAGGACAUCUGUGCCUGCUUGGCUGUUUGAUUAUCAGUGGGCGUUGGACAAAGGACAGGAGCUUGUUUGUCCAUUUUAAAGCUAAACGUGAGGCAAGACUACACGAGGAGAAUAAGAAAUAAACUUUGCUGGGACCACCGUUCUGGCGCUGGGAUGAUGAUGCUAAAGACCCUACUGAUCACCAGUCUUCUUGGCUGGGUGAAAUGUCAAGAGAGCCAGAGCAUGACAUCAGAGGAGAAGACUGUUAUCAGGGACCAGAUUAUUGAAAUGUUUGAUCACGCUUAUGGCAGUUACAUGAAAUAUGCCUAUCCAGCCGACGAGCUAAUGCCUCUAAGCUGCAGGGGGAGAGUACGUGGCCUGGAGCCCAACAGAGGCGACAUAGAUGACUCCUUGGGAAAGUUCUCUCUCACAUUGAUUGAUACCCUUGAUACCCUGGUGGUGUUAAACAAGCUAGACGAGUUUGAGGACGCAGUGAGGAAGGCUGUGAAGGAUGUGCGCCUGGACAAUGAUGUGGUGGUGUCUGUGUUUGAGACCAACAUCAGAGUUUUGGGAGGGCUUUUGGGUGCCCACGUGAUGGCUGACCUGCUCCGUCAGCGGGGGGACAGGAUGCAGUGGUAUCAAGAUGAGCUUCUACACAUGGCCAAAGAACUGGGGCAUCGAUUACUGCCUGCCUUCAACACCACAAGUGGCCUUCCCUACCCUAAGGUGAAUCUUCGGUAUGGAGUCCUGAACCCACUUUCACGCACAGGCACUGAAUCAGACACCUGCACGGCCUGUGCAGGAACAAUGAUCCUGGAGUUUGCUGCCCUCAGCAGAAUGUCAGGAGAGUCUGUGUUUGAGGAGCAUGCAAGGAAGGCUAUGGAUGUCCUCUGGGACAGGAGACAGAGAGGAAGUGAUUUGGUGGGGACUGUCAUCAAUAUCCAUAACGGAGAAUGGGUCCGCAGGGACAGUGGAGUUGGGGCAGGUAUCGACUCAUACUAUGAAUAUCUAAUGAAGGCCUACAUUCUUCUAGGAGAUAAUGUUUUUCUGGAGAGGUUCAACAUUCACUACAGUGCCAUUAUGAAGUACAUCAGUCAGCCUCCCCUGCUGCUCAAUGUACACAUGCACAACCCCACUGUGAGCGUGCGCAGCUGGAUGGACUCUCUCUUGGCGUUCUUCCCUGGCUUACAGGUUUUAAGAGGAGAUCUGAAACCAGCUAUUGAGACUCAUGAGAUGCUUUACCAAGUCACCAAACAGCACAAAUUUCUUCCGGAGGCUUUCACUACAGAGUUCAGAGUUCAUUGGGGCCAACACCUACUGAGACCAGAGUUUGCAGAAAGCACCUACUACCUCUAUAAGGCCACUGGUGACCCCUACUACCUCAGAGUGGGACAGUCCAUUGUGGAAAAGCUCAAUGCCUACGCCAGGGUGCCUUGCGGGUUUGCUGCUGUGCAAGAUGUCCGCACUGGGGCACAUGAAGACAGGAUGGACUCCUUCUUUCUGGCAGAGAUGUUUAAAUACCUGUACCUGCUGUUUUCGGAGAAGAGCCAGCUGCCCAUCGAUAUUGAUGACUACAUCUUCACCACAGAGGCUCACCUCCUCCCCGUCUCUCUCUCUACCACCAAGCCGCCCUGUAAAGGCAACAUUACGGUGAGAGCUCUUGCUUCAUCACUAACACAGGAGACUGUUCCUGUUUCUCAAGAAGAAGAUCUGUUCACACAUUCCUGCCCCAGCACAGAGACGUUGUUUCCCAACAACCCUUCAUUUGCAAAAACCAUCCGGGACAGCUACAAGUACCUCACUGGGGUGGGACGAGCCUUCCGCCCCUUACCUGUCAGGGAAAUUGAACUACCACUCCACGAUAAUGGCAUGGAACCAGUGGAGUUUUUGAAAAGCAUGGGCAUUUCUCUCACUCCACUGAAUGAGCUCGCAGCGGGGGACACUGGAAAUCUGAAGGAGCACAAAGGAGUCUACCGGGUAAAACUUGUGGCAGAGGUAAGCCAGACAGCAGAGGAGGAAGAGGUGGUGCCUCAUGUUGUUCAGCUCAUAUCUCCCCCAUUUCUGGGUCGGACAGUCCUCACAGCGGGACCUGCUAAGUUUGGAAUGGACCUUUCCAAACAGGAGCACGGGGUGAAGGGCAGCAUAGUGAAAGCCUCCCCCUAUACUGCCUGUGGGCCAAUAGAUAACACAGUGGAGCUUAAAGGCCGGAUCGCUCUGGCAUUGCGUGGUGACUGCAUGUUUGCUGCAAAGGCUCGUCGGCUACAGGAGGCCGGAGCCAUAGGAGUCAUCUUUAUAGACCACCGUGAGGGAAGUAAUAGCGAGGAAACUCCCCUCUUUCAGAUGGUUGGCGAUGGAGACUCCACUGAAGACAUCACCCUAGCGCUGGUCUUCCUGUUCAGCCGUGAGGGUGCAGUGCUCACAGCUGCCCUGGAGGAGCAUCACAAUGUGGAUGUGCUACUGCUGCCCAAGGAGAGGCAGCUGGGACAUGAUAAGACAGAAAAACAUGUCGGCAUGAACAUCAAACUCCGCCUGGCAGAGGAGGGGGAGCUGGAGGAAGGAGCAGCCAGAGGGCCCACCCUGGAGUUUGUCUUGGAGAAAGACGAAGUGCUGCUUCAGGAAGAGGAGCUUGGAGAAGAACGACAAUCGCAGCAGCAGCAGAAGUUUUGUGCAAAGGCAACAGAGAACGACAGAACUGAACCAUGUUCGGCAGAUUCAUCUCAAACCCCAAACUCUGGACCAAACACAAAUCCUUGACUGCUGCAGAUCACGAAGCAGCCAAAUUUCUUAACACUGAUCCCUCGUCAGUUUCUGAAUGGCAUGUGCCUCAGAGCCCCUCACUGCCCUACAAGGAGCCCUGACUGACCCAGCCUGCAUGUUUACAGCCGAUGGAGGAGGAUCAAGCACUGCAAUGGCCACACUCACAUCCUGCCUUGACUUUGAAACAUAAAGACGGCUCUAUAUUUAUUAGACAGACAGUCAAGUGUAGCUCUUAUUCUGUGUGGUGCAGAAAAUGAGGGCUGUUAUGAUCUCAUGUGACUAGACUAGGUAGUUAAUGGCCAAAAACUGUAGGAUGAGAUGGCUGGGUUGGUGCUACCUAAACCUAGCCUGUAGUAUUGCUACUGUAGGUACAUAGAAGGUGUACGUGAUGAUAUUGACAUAGAUUAUUAACUAGAAUUUAAAAUUACCUCAUCUUAGAGGAGAUAAGGCAACAAAAAUGUACUCCGCUAUGUUUUUAUGCAAUGCUGUUUGUUUUCAAUCUAGACUGCACCUUUUACAUCAACAAGUACUGUUAAAUAUUUAGUAAUGAUGAAUUACUGGCCAGUAGGUGGUGUUAGCUACCAUGGCCUCAGUAAUAUAAUGUUGGUAGAUGAAGUAGAAGAGCUGGGGCCAAUUUGGAAAGUUUAUUUUACUUUUUAAUAGGAAGCAACUUCAGGGAAUUUCAAGAGUGAAUGCAGUUUGCUAGGUUGACCCAUUUGAUGAGACAUUUGUGUGUGUGUGAGUGUGUUCUGCAUUUCCUUUUUUUGCUAAUAUGUGUGUGAGUGUGUGCGUGUGUGUGCAAAGGUGUGUAAUAACUAUAAUACCCAAGAAAGCAUCUCAGCUGAAACAUCAUUGCUAUUAGAUGGAACCCUCCAAUCUUUACAAAUUCAUCAUCCAAGAAAUAAAGAAUGAAAAGUCUGUUAGAUUGAUCACCAUGAACCUUUUGAUAUUCAGUUUGGAUUUUUUUUAGCUACUUUUUUUUCUGCACCGAUAAAUAACUGUGUAAUCAUUGUUGAGUUGUAAUUAAUAUGUCAUCUUAAAAACAUUGCAAAAAUCACCAAAGCUGUUUUUUUUGCAACUAAAGUCUACAUGCACAGUAACUCUGGUUAACUCCAGAUGCAGCAUCACAGGUUGGUCUGCUGUCUCUGGUCAUCUGUGGCAGAUUCAAGCAGAAAUUACCAAUUCAGCCUGUCAUUGCAUUUGUGUGUGUGUGUGUGUGUGUGUAUGUUGUAAUACUGAUGUCUGGUAGGAUUGCUGGAGUACUGCAGAAGCAUCAUUCAAAAUGCUAACUGUUUCACUGUAAAGGCUAAUUGGAUCAUGCACAUUGUUUCCAAAAUAUGACUAAUACAGUUGUACUCCACAAAUUUCUUGGAUGCACUUUUGAUCCAGUUUUGUUGUUUCUUUUGUCAAGACUUAAGACUUCAGAUUUAUUCAUCUUUCUGUCACUCGCACUCUACACAAACAAAAUAGUUUUUUGGGCAUUAUUAUGUGUAAUAAUUUUAUGCAACAAAUGAGAAUAGAGUAACUCUUUAAUCGGUUUGUUCACAUUCACUCGUUUUAUUCUCACUAUAAAUCACUGCAUGUGUUUUGUCUUUGUUGUACGUGAAAUGUGAGCUGAAGUUUGUGUGGGGUUAGCACUUUUUGUGCCACGGUGUGUUUUCUUUGAUGUUUGUACAGUGGGCCUUUUCCUGAUGCUGCUGAGUUUAUUUUGAGUCUUAAUCCAACAUGACAUUUUAUUUUUGUGUUAAGCCUGUAUGAGGCACUGCCAACCCGUAUACCUCAGGACUGUGUACGUUACUGUUCACACAGAGAAAAAGGACCAUGGACAAGAAGUAGGGGAUUGUUUUUUAUUAUUUUUCUUGCUAUUUAAUUUUGUUCUGUUUUCUAAGGUUUCUGUUGAUUAAUGGCUAUAGCUCAAAAAGUGCCAAAAGAGAUGCACGACAAGUCUCUGGUUUCUGUUACACAUCUUCUCUGUAUUCGGUUUCUGACUGUGAGCUGAGGCAGUCUCAUCAAUAAAUUCAAACUGACAAUUUU